Messenger RNA from Symbiodinium sp. CCMP2592, 1029 nucleotides. Lineage: Eukaryota; Dinophyceae; Suessiales; Symbiodiniaceae. The record is from the annotation of a GenBank genome assembly.
AUGCGAAUGGCAGACUUUCACAAGAAGUGGUGCAAGAUCUUAACGUUUGCUCAGCUCCUCAAUGGGUGGUUAAUCAUCUUCUUGACAGCUCUAGGGGAUGAGUUGGGUGUGGGUGCCACGACGACGCAAAUGUGUUUUGUGCUGGCUUCUGCCGCCUCGAUCGUGGUCGCUUGCAACUCCUUGCUAAACUCGCGGGCGCGUUGGCAGCAGCUCCGACUGCAUGCAUGUCAGCUGAAGUCGAUCAUUUGGCGUUAUCGAUCUCGAGUGGACCUGUUUGCCAUGUCUGCAAUUUCGGGGCUCGGUGAUCCAGAAGUGGCCCUGAGAGAAGAAAUCAGUCGCUGGAGAUAUGCUAUCUUGAGCGCUGCGGACUUAGAGAGCUCCACUUUCGAGAAAGACUGGUCCAGCCUCCAGAUGCCUGACUGCCCGGACGACCAGGUUAUGAGCUUGCUGGUCAACUCAGCCGACAUAAAGCUGGAAGCAGUCGAGGGCACAAAGGGUUCCGGCGCACUGGAAAUGAGCGACGACGAUUACAAGAAGUUUUUCUCUCCAAUAUCACCUGAUGCCUAUGUGGACCUUCGUGUCGUCAUGGCCAUCAAGUACAGCCGCAAAAAAGUACCUCCCAAUGCACGCUUGGAGUUUGUUUUCAAAAUCUUGGUCGUCAGCUUAACCAUUGUGGGAACCGUUUUCUCCUUCAUUGGUAUGCAGCGAUGGCUGACCGUCACUGUGUCCUUGGCUGGAUGCUGUGCGGCAUGGAACGACUUUGCAGACUACGGGAGGAAGUCAACACGUCAUACAUGGACGGUCCAGGCCCUGGAGCAAACAUUGACGUGGUGGGAGAGCCUCACAGGCGUGGAGCAGGCAUCUGUCGAGAACAUCUCCAACAUGAUCAAGUCCUGCGAGACGGCCAUUCUUGCAGAGACGGCGGCUUGGAUGUCAACUCCUGCCAGCGAAGCCCCAGUGUCCAACACUGCAGCGCGCAAGAACACUGGGGCGCAGCCUGCACAGCUUGAGAUCCGCACCGAUGGUUAG